UUCGUUUUUCGAUUGCAUGUAAUACUUCAGCAUCAGUCUGCACAAGCCCAGGGAGCCCGGAGCAACGAAGGGCAGGCUCAAGGGAAGGCCCCACCAAGUCCUUUUGGGGGGGCCUUGAAUGGCAACUGAUACAUAAUAAGACACAAUCUAUUCUGCUGAUUCACAAUUAUGGAGACUGUAGCCUACGGUGACCAAACCGCGUGAACCGGAAGCAAGAAAGGCCUCCCUUCAAGCAAAUUCCAUUCUGCGGGGUUCUUCCAAGAGGUAACUAAAGAUCGAAGCAGGGCCUAAAAAUAAGCCUUCAAAGAAGAAGGGAUUUGCCUGCCUUUGGCUCUGAGCAGGUCCCUGUGGACGCCUUGCCGUUUCUAUGAUUGGAUGCUGGGAAACUCACUGGGCCAAAGGUCGACACAUGAAGUCACCCUAACGAGGGUGGCUGCCGCUUCGUGAAGACCUCGUCGCCACGAGGUGAGGCUAAGAUGAGCAUAACCAGCGACGAGGUGAACUUUCUGGUGUAUCGCUAUCUCCAGGAGUCAGGUUUUUCCCACUCGGCCUUCACCUUUGGUAUCGAGAGCCACAUCAGCCAGUCCAACAUCAAUGGGACACUAGUGCCGCCGGCCGCCCUCAUCUCCAUCCUCCAGAAGGGCCUGCAGUAUGUGGAGGCCGAGAUCAGCAUUAACGAGGACGGCACAGUGUUCGACGGCCGCCCCAUAGAGUCCCUGUCCCUGAUCGACGCUGUGAUGCCCGACGUGGUGCAGACCAGGCAGCAGGCGUUCCGAGAGAAGCUCGCGCAGCAGCAGCAGGCUAGUGCAGCAGCAGCGGCGGCGGCAGCUGCAGCAUUUUUUUUCUGCGGCAACGCAACAGCAGCCACGGCAACCCCAGCGGCUGUUUCUCAGCAAAAUCCACCAAAGAACGGAGAGGCCACGGUGAAUGGGGAAGAGAACGGAGCACACGCAAUAAAUAAUCACUCAAAACCAAUGGAAAUUGACGGGGAUGUUGAGAUUCCGCCCAACAAAGCCACAGUGCUUCGGGGUCAUGAGUCUGAAGUGUUCAUCUGUGCCUGGAACCCUGUCAGCGACCUACUAGCUUCUGGGUCUGGAGACUCCACUGCGAGGAUAUGGAACCUUAAUGAGAACAGCAACGGGGGCUCCACCCAGCUGGUGUUGAGGCACUGUAUACGAGAGGGCGGUCACGACGUCCCCAGCAAUAAAGAUGUCACCUCGCUGGACUGGAACAGCGAUGGAACAUUAUUGGCUACGGGUUCAUAUGACGGCUUUGCAAGAAUAUGGACAGAAGACGGUAACCUGGCCAGCACCCUUGGCCAACACAAAGGCCCCAUCUUUGCCUUGAAAUGGAACAAAAAGGGGAAUUAUAUUUUGAGCGCUGGUGUAGACAAAACAACCAUCAUCUGGGAUGCCCACACAGGAGAAGCCAAACAACAGUUUCCUUUUCAUUCAGCCCCUGCCCUUGAUGUGGACUGGCAGAACAACACUACCUUCGCCUCCUGCAGCACGGACAUGUGCAUUCACGUGUGCAGGCUCGGCUGUGACCGCCCGGUCAAAACCUUCCAAGGACACACGAACGAAGUCAAUGCCAUCAAGUGGGAUCCUUCUGGAAUGUUGCUAGCAUCCUGCUCCGAUGACAUGACAUUAAAGAUCUGGAGUAUGAAGCAGGACACCUGCGUGCACGAUCUCCAGGCUCACAGCAAAGAGAUCUACACCAUCAAGUGGAGUCCCACCGGGCCGGCCACCAGCAACCCGAACUCCAACAUCAUGCUCGCAAGCGCUUCGUUUGACUCCACGGUGCGGCUGUGGGACGUCGAGCGAGGCGUUUGCAUCCACACACUCACCAAGCAUCAGGAACCUGUCUACAGUGUAGCUUUCAGUCCUGAUGGGAAAUAUUUGGCCAGCGGCUCUUUUGACAAGUGUGUUCAUAUCUGGAAUACUCAGAGUGGAAGUCUUGUGCACAGCUACCGAGGCACCGGCGGCAUCUUCGAGGUGUGCUGGAACGCCCGAGGGGACAAAGUGGGAGCCAGUGCCUCUGACGGCUCUGUCUGUGUUUUAGAUCUGCGGAAGUAAACACAAAAUAUUAUAGAAAAAAAGAAUUCUAAUGGACCAGCCGUGAAUGUGUGGGGUCGCAGCACUGUUAAACACAAUUCUGUCAGCUCCAAAACUGUACAAACGUGACUUGCGUGAGAGUGUACUUUGAAAUCAACUCAUCCCCGGCCACAGGAGUCUCUAUUUUUUCGUAACCUUCAUCGAGAAGUUUAAGAAAAACAAACAAAAGUAUACAUAUAGUCAUGUCCAAGGGGGAAAGAAGGAACGGUUUCCACAGAGGAUGUCCAGCCCGAGAGCGAAGCCACCAGCUUAGGGACACCGCUUGGUUUCCACCCAGAACAGGCCCUGAUGGCUGAAAGGAAAAAGGAAAGAAGAAAAGCCGCGUCAAAAAAAAACCAGGCAAAACGCUGUGAUACACCAAACGGAGGAGAACAGUCGUUCCUCCCGUGAUUCUUUUUUCUUUCCCCUCACAAUUUGGACACUACAGUUUCUCUCGCAAAGGAUGUUCAGAGACCAGUUUGUACCCAUGAAGUGCACAACUUUGUAAUCCCAACACUUUCUAUUUUCUAGAACCUUCUUUGUUCGGUGGUUUUUCUAUCAGCUGGAGUCCUGUCGUCUGGGGGCCUUCCGUCUGAGAUGGAAACUGUCGUGGUUUGUCACUUCUUUCCUGUCGUUCCUUGUCUCCUCCGCCUUCUUCCUUUGUCUGGUGUGGUCUUGCUUUUCAGUGCACCGUCAAUACACACAGCCACGUGGACACGAGGACAACAUCUUUGAUGGACAGCUCUCUCCCUCCCUCUCUCCUCCCUCCCUCCCUGCAUCCCUCGCUCACUCUCUGUCCCUUUCUCAUAGUUGCUUCAGAUCUUAGGUCUCAAGGGCACUUUCGGCGCAUAGUAAGUGCUUUAUGUAAGAAGGCAGGGCAGGGGGACUUUUUACAGGAGAAAAAAAAAAUGACUUAUAAGAGAAAGAGCCUGGAGUAUUUUUGGAAAAAAAAAAUAAUAUUUUUAUGUUAAAACAAUUUUAAAAUCCUAAAAUGGCCAUCAGACAUAGAGAGCUUUGUGUGAUUCAUAUUUUAAGAAGAAUUUAAGAAGACACAGGCAGGGUCUGAGAUAGAUUUCCCCUUUCCCCUCAGCUUCAUGAAAGGCGGUUAGGAAACCUGGUGGAAAAAGGUCAGUUCUGUGGAGCAGAUGCCAGCUCGUCCUGCAGCCCCGGAGGAGGACGCAGCUCUCUGGUUCAGAACACAUUGCAUCCUUGUGUGCAUUGCCCUUAGCAGCCACAGGGAAGAAGUGAAAGGAUGACAUGCACUCUGACCUGGAGGAAGCAGUGCAGCACCGUGAGGUACUGAGGCCACCACAGCCAACAGCUGGGCUCCACAUCACCUGCUAGCUGCAGCCGUCUCAAAGCAGGAGAAUCCCCAACGGCCAUUUCUCCGAGAGCUUGCUUAGCGCAACCUUGCAGAGCUGACGCAGAGGCUCCAGGAUGUCACUGGGUCUACCGAUGACACACAUGAUUGCGAUUGCGGAAGGACAGGUUCAGUCCUGAAGGUGAAUUCUGUAGAUAGAAUGUCACUAAUCAUUUUUGCAGUCUUUAUCAUUUCUUUCUCUCACAACGGACUAGGAGAAAGAUUAUUUUAAAGAAAAAUAAUCUUUUUACUGUUUUUAAAAAAUUAAACAAGGCUUUGUGUUCCCAGGAGAGUUUGGUUUCAUUUGGAUCAGGCACUUUGUAAACUUGUUGGCAUAUCCUGACGCUGACUCAGUUUUUAAAUUAGCAAGGGGGAAUGGACCCACAGAUAAGGCCUCUUCUCUUCUCUGGUUUUCCUGCGGGUGGGCAUAGGAAGGGCCUGCUGUUGGCCAGGCCUGUAGAAGCCGCUGAAUUGGCUGGCAGUUAGAUAGGGUUUAGCCUGGUGUGUAUUCAAAUGCGGAGAUGUAUUAUUCAGAGGGUUUUGCCCUUCGUGGAGCUGAAAAUCAACCAUCAGGAAGAACUAAAAGGCUUCAAAAGCCAAGGGUACAUUGAUCAUUCUCAGAUAGUUCUUUGGCCUCCACUUGGGCGUAUGAAUUAUUCACGCCCCAAAAAAGACCAAAAAGUGCUCAGUUUCCGCCUUGAGUAAUUCCAUCCUUGUUCGAGUUCUGUUAUCUAAAGUUAGCAAAGGAGGAGAAGGUGAUGCGGCAUCCCCACGCCCGGUUGAAGAGAGCCAGGUGUCCCUAGAUGGGUUGAUGACGUCCUGUCCAGAGACCAUGUGAGGUUUGGGAUGUAGUUUGUUGGGGCCCAGUUAAAAACUCUGCAACCCUCCUGGAUGAAAACUCGCUCAUCUGCCCAGAGCAUCAGCGGGGAAGGGCCAGCGCGUGGUCGGCCUGUGUGGGACAAGCCAGGAGCGACCGUGGGGCAGUGAUGGGCGGGGAGUCCCUAGGCCAUCUUCACAGGGACGUCCGCAGCCUGGGUCUCGCCGACCCGCCGGCUUCAGGCUCUUGGUGAAUCCGAACCACACCUGAACUGGGAGGCCGGAGCUUCUGUCAGAGGCCCCAGGCUCGAACCCGGUGCUCGGUGAGCCUGAGAGUCACCCCUGG
Messenger RNA from Tupaia belangeri chinensis (Chinese tree shrew), 4615 nucleotides. RefSeq names its product transducin beta like 1 X-linked (gene TBL1X). Gene Ontology annotation, biological process: regulation of transcription by RNA polymerase II. The record is from RefSeq and is a predicted model, not a curated record. NCBI's taxonomy places the organism in Eukaryota, Metazoa, Chordata, Mammalia, Scandentia, Tupaiidae. Gene Ontology annotation, molecular function: transcription corepressor activity; protein binding. Gene Ontology annotation, cellular component: histone deacetylase complex.